This is a messenger RNA of Rhopilema esculentum, 1277 nucleotides long. RefSeq lists its product as uncharacterized. The record is from RefSeq and is a predicted model, not a curated record. NCBI's taxonomy places the organism in Eukaryota, Metazoa, Cnidaria, Scyphozoa, Rhizostomeae, Rhizostomatidae.
CUUGAAUCUUCGUUUCUUUACAUUCUGCUAGAAACCCGAAUUUGGGUCCACAGGCGUGUUUCUUGCAACAUGCUUGAGGUGAAAGGGAUCAAAACUGAAAACAUGUUUAGUCUAAUUGCACAAGAGGCUAACUAUACGAAAGUGAUCAAAAAUUCACUAAUCCUUGUUAUGUUUGCGGGACCUCCUGCACCCUACGUUAAUGAGCAUUGUUCGGGGCACCUGUUCGCCUAUAAAUCUCUUGCAAACUGCAAUGGAUUAUAGUCCCUUUCAUUGAAUUUUAAAGACCGCUUCAUUAUGGCUUGCUUUUGAAGUGUUUGUGACUUUGGAGCGAAAUUUGAAAACGUGGCUGAAAAUGCCGUGCUUGCGUCGCUGGACACAGGUUGUACACGGAAUUUAAGUAGCCUAAUCUCAAUGACUAUUAAGAGAAUGAGGGCGGUUGCAAAUGAAUCAGUGGACAUCCAGUUGUUAGAAUUAGACUUAGACAAGACACCAUACACUGUCACUAAAUCAUAUCAAUCUUCGUUUUAUAAGAGGGUGACAUUCAAAAUGCUGGACAAGGAGAAACGAAGGAGACUGACGAAUUGCGGAGUGUAUUUCGCCGUGUUGAUGCUUGGCGUCCUCAUUGGCCUGAUUCCCUUUCUUAUCCAAUAUGUCAAAGAGACACAGGCGGACAGAGAGGUCCUCAGACAAUUCGUUCACCAAAACAUCACGGAAGCAUGGAGGGAAUUAGCAGAGCUGCAGAAGAAAGUGAGCGAGUAUACAAAAGAGAAGAAGCCAUCAGCCUUUGCGAUAACAUCAAGAACAACCAGAACGGUUGUACGUAGAAGAGCAUCCAGUGUUGGCAAUGCUAGCAUCACUCUUCAGUGCAAAGGAAUGAUGAAAAUCGAGAAAGUCUCUUUAAAUAAUGUUACUCCAUUUCCGGAUACAAUCAGAAAAUUCGACAAAUAUUGCAAAGAACAUGAAGUGAUUGAUAAAAACAUGAAGAAGUGCACUGUCAGCAUGCAGCUCGUUCUCAAAAUCAAACUGGACACGUUCGAAUUCACAGAAGUCGAAUAUUCGUGCGAGGAAACCGUUAAAAAGUGACGUCAUAUAUUGAACAAAUGAAGUUGGUUGGCUUGGAAAUUUGCCUACCAUUUUAUCUGAUUGUAUGUACUUUUUAGCCUAGGAUAUGAUGGUAAAUGCAAAUGCUUGUUUUUAACUUAAUUGUAGACAAUUUCAUUUUCUUGUAGAUAAUUUCAGAUAUAGAAUAAUCUUACCAUUAAUUUUAGAGCACAGCA